Molecule: messenger RNA, 2484 nt
Organism: Blepharisma stoltei
Lineage: Eukaryota; Ciliophora; Heterotrichea; Heterotrichida; Blepharismidae
Source: the annotation of a GenBank genome assembly
AUGCAAAAAUUCAUAGUGAUUUUAAGCACAAUUAUUAGCCCAAUACUCAGUUUUAUUUAUCAAUCACUAGAUGAUUAUAUGACAUUAGGUUGGGAAAUCAACGGAAACUACAUAACUUUUAAUUUUCUCUGCACUGGAAGCUGAUGUGGACUAGGAUUGGCCAAUACCAUGUUUGGGUGUGACAUGUACAUAGCAAUUGGUGGCGGAAAUGUUACUGUCCCUAUUACUAUUUUGGACAUGUGGUCGGAAAAUCAUGAUACUCCAAAAUAUGACACAGAUUUCUGAACUGGAGAAUAUAAUAUCAUUAAUUCCACAGGCUAUUUCUAUCCUAACGUUAUUUUAAAGGAUACUGGCAAGACAGUGAAUUUUAUAAAUGCCAUAAUCAUAAAAUGGUGACAUUCCCAAAGGGAAUUUGAAAGCCUGCGGUUUCGGCUUACAUCCUGCGUCAGCAAUGGAUCCUUUAGUCGCUGUAGGCUUCAAAUAAGGCACAUCUCGCUCAUUCGUGAGCCUUCCAAGCUGGCAACACCAUUCAAGGCGUCCCUUCGUGCAAUUUUAUCAGCAAAAUAGGUUGAAUUAGCGACCUGUCGGCUUGGAACGUGUAAAAAUGGUGGAAGCUUAGGUUGCCAACUCAUAUUUGACUCUAAGUGGAACUCGCUGUGUUUAAAUCUUCUAAUGUCAAUUAUAAAUGCCACUUUUACAAGACUUUUAGACACAGGCGAUAUAUGGGACACUGUAAUUAUCCCAGGCCGAAGUAUAAAUAUCAAUUGGGCCUAUAGAACUAAAAACAGUGGCAAAUUUGAUGAGCAUAAUGGCUAUUCCCAAGGAAAAAUUAAUUUUGCAAAAAAUAUUGAGGACGAAACCUUCACAUCCUUAAGCAGCGAAAAAACAGGCCUUUCGCUCCAUGCAUUAGCUAUGACGGCGUUUUGGCUUAUUGUAGCUCCUAUAUCAAUUAUGGUCGCAAGAUAUUGCAAGCACCUUCGAUGUUGGUAUUUCUGCCACCUUAUUGGUUUUAGUAUAGUAAUUUUGGGUACUAUAAUCAGUGCUUCACUUACAUAUAAAAUCCAUACAGUUUCUUAUAUCCAAACAACAUCAAAGCCAAGGUACCAUUCAAGACUGGGUCUUAUUUUGACGUGUUUAGUUAUGGGACAAGGCAUUUUAGGCCUCCUCUGUAAAAUUCUGCAGAUUAAAUUUUCUGUUUAUGGGAUGAUUGCUCAUGCAAGAAGAGCUCACAAAGCAGUAGGAUAUGGAAUGCUUAUUGUCGGGCUUAUAAACUGUGCGUUUGGGUUUGAUAUUUAUAGCAGUUCUGGCGUUUACUUUGCAGGGCUUGCUAUUAUGCUAGUGAUUAUGCUGAUAUUUGAGCUCAGGCAUCAGCUUGCAUUUUGGAAGCCUUCAUUUUUGUGCUUAAAAACGCUUCCAGAUAUGACGCAUCAAGAAGCGAUGGAAAAAAUCAAUAAUGAAGGGCUAAAAAUAAUGUUUUAUGAGGAUCUUGUAAUGAAUGUCGGAAAAUUUAUUACUUCGCAUCCUGGAGGAGCAUUUAUGCUUAGAGAUACUAUAGGCGAAGAUGCAGGAAAAUAUAUGAUAGGCUGCAGUAAUAUAAAUGGAGACUUAAUGCCAUAUUCUCACUCACUCCCUGCUUUUGACUAUACAAGAAAGCUUGCAAUUGGCAAAAUCCCAUAUCCAGAAGGAUAUUUACAGAUAAUCGACGAAGAAGAAUCACAGGAUUGUAUGUUUUGGAAUGUUUCUUUUCAAGAAAAAUUAUCUGAAAAAAUCAAGCUCAUUUCUUUAUAUUCUCAGCAUUUUCGGCUUAGUCAGAGAGCCCACAAUCCAGCCUGGCUUGGAAAACAUUUUAAAAUUACUGCAACAAUUAAUUGCAUAGUGAUAUCACGAUACUACAGCGCAUUUUUCGCAAAUCUCCACAGCUGGGCUCAGGAACUUGACAACAGUGGGAAAUUGGCUAAAAAAUACCCUGCUUGUAAUGAAGGAAAUUUGCAGUUUAUUUAUAAAACUUAUGAGAAUGGCCAGAUGUCACAGUUUCUAGAUAAAAUAGAAGAUACUGAAGCUCUCGAAAUAAAAGGACCAGUUGGCCCUGGUUUAUUAUUAAAUUCAUUUUCUGGCAAUUUUGUCGGUUUCGCUGGCGGCACAGGUCUAGUCCCUUUUUUAGAUGUAGCUUACCAUCUGUGAUUAAACAGAAAAAACCCUCCUGCGAUGAAAUUCACAUUGUUUGCGUCUUUUCGUAAUUUUGAUGAUUCGUUUUGCAUGGAUCUACUGGAUGCAACUUCAAAUGCUUUAGGAGAGAAUCGAUUUAAGCUAAUUCAGGUUAUUGAUAGAAAAGCUAAAGAAAUGAACUUGACCGAGCUAGUUAAAAAAUAUGCAGGAACUAAGCCUGAUGCUGCUUGGGUGUGUGGCCCUUCAGGCUACAAUAAUUUUAUCAAAAACCUUCUAAUUGAAGGAGGCUUAGAAAGAAACAAAAUAAUAGUGAUGUAA